Messenger RNA from Paraphaeosphaeria sporulosa, 1652 nucleotides. RefSeq lists its product as uncharacterized. The transcript has a single exon. The record is from RefSeq and is a predicted model, not a curated record. Lineage: Eukaryota; Fungi; Ascomycota; Dothideomycetes; Pleosporales; Didymosphaeriaceae. The coding region runs from base 39 to 1301 and encodes 420 amino acids.
CCCAACAUUUGGAUGAUUAUAGUAUCUCAGUCGCCACCAUGGUACACGUUCUUCUUCUAGGAACUUGCGACACGAAGCUAGACGAACUCUUAUUUCUCCGCACAGCCAUCGAAGAAGCGGAUCCGAACGUUGGCGUCAGCUUGGCAGACGUUGGACGAUGCGAAACCCAGCAUGAGGCUAUCAAGUAUACACACAGCAAAUUGAUCGAGAGCUAUGGCAACGGUCGAAAUGUCGACGACUUGCCACGUGGCGAGCUCAUCAAGACAAUGGCAAGCUUCGCUACGGCGUUAGUGAGGGACCUGCAUCAAGAGUUCGAUGGCACCUGCAUUGACGGUAUCAUAUCUGCUGGAGGAUCGGGAGGAACCUCGCUCGCUGCAGCCGUGAUGAGAGAUGCGCUUCCCAUUGGCUUCCCGAAAUUGAUUGUCUCGACGGUUGCAAGCGGCGACACUGGGCCUAUUGUUGAAGAGACGGACAUUACAUUGAUGUACUCGGUUGUAGACGUUGCUGGACUGAAUGGGGUAUUGCGUAAUGUUCUCAGCAAUGCGGCUGCAGCCAUUGCGGGUAUGGCAUGCUCCUACGCAGGACGACGUCAAGCAAAUACAACCGAGGCAAAAAUCAGGGUAGGCAUCACAAUGUUUGGUGUCACCACCCCUGGAGUGGACGCGAUUCGCAAACAUCUUGAGUCAGAACACAAUGUUGAGAUUUACGUUUUCCACGCGACGGGCCACGGAGGUAAAGCCAUGGAACGGUUAGUCAGGGAAGGCGGACUUGACGCGGUGCUCGACCUCACCACCACAGAAGUCUGCGAUCUACUCACAGGCGGUGUAAUGAGCGCCGGUAAUGAACGCCUUGAAGCAGCUGCCAAGGCCGGUAUACCCAACAUAGUCUCUGUAGGAGCGACUGAUAUGUCUAACUUUGGACCCAAGAACACAGUACCCGAGCGUUACAAGUCUCGGAAGUUGUACGAACACAAUCCAAUGGUGACGUUGAUGAGAACGUCUCAGGAGGAGGCAAGGGAGGUCGGACGAUUCAUUGCUUCUCAGCUAAAGCAGCACGCCCGGGAUCCGGCGAUGAUUGAAGUAUGGUUGCCCAAAGGUGGCAUCAGCAUGAUCUCAACGCCCGAGGGGCCAUUUGCGGAUCCUUCUGCAGAUGAGGCCAUGUUCAAUGCAAUCAAGAAUGGUCUUGAAGAGAGCGGCAUAGAAACCAGAGCCGACAAACGGGACAUUAACGACACGAGUUAUGCACGCGACAUAGCGGAAGCGUUGAUGGAGAAAAUCCGAAAACACAGAAGCGGGCAGUAGGUUGCGAGGGCCAGUACGGCCGCAAGACAACUCAGCCGCCUCCCCCAAGAAAUCCUUUGUUAGAGAACAGAGUCGCCUAGUCGGGUUUCGGCGCUCCAAGAUGGGCUGCGGCCAAUCUAAUUUAAGUCACCAGGGUGAUUGGCCCAGGAGGAGUAGUUGCCUGAUGCCAAGCUCGAGGAUUGGAACAAUAAAACCACGAGACUCGCAGGGUGCGGACUGUACCAAAGCUGGAAAACUUCACGUCACUCGUUCAAGAUGUUUAUUUGUUUAUUGUCUCUGUCACUCGCUACAUCUCUCUUUGCGCACUCUGGCGCGGCUCUGGAUAUCGAUGUAAAGGACCAGGGUAAUGUU